Molecule: messenger RNA, 2619 nt
Organism: Achroia grisella
Lineage: Eukaryota; Metazoa; Arthropoda; Insecta; Lepidoptera; Pyralidae
Gene: Pop1
Product: ribonucleases P/MRP protein subunit POP1
Exons: 4
Coding region: 286-2619 (777 amino acids)
Biological process (GO): tRNA 5'-leader removal
Cellular component (GO): ribonuclease MRP complex; nucleolar ribonuclease P complex
Source: RefSeq, a predicted model, not a curated record
UAUAGUGCUAUAUUAAUAAGACAUUAAAAUUUAUUCAGUGGAUUUCAACAUUCUAUCAGUCGUCAUCAGUCAUAGUAGGAUUUAUGUCUCUCUUUGUCAUAUUGACAUUAUUUGACAUUUACGGAAGGCUGAUGAGUUUUGUGUCAGUUUUAGGUUAUAAUUUUAUUUGUAUUGCAAAGCAAUAUAUUAAUUAUAUACUCACACAAUAUUUUUCACUAAAUUAUGUAAGAAUAUUAAGAGAAAUAGUAAUUUCUUAUUAUAAACCUAAUCCAAUAGUUUGUAGCUAUGGAGAGUAUGGAAUUUGAUGCCACUAUGGGUGGCGAAGUGCAUCUUCCAUGUUCAGUUAAUAGUUUAAAAUUUGCAACAUCUAGAAGUGUAGAAAUUGCUGCUAUGACCGAAAGUAUUAUUAACCCAAGCAAAACAAAGUUAAUUUUUCAAAGCUUACCAGUACAUAUGAGACGGCGAGUCAUGAGCCACAACUGUAAACGACUGCCCAGAAAACUACGUGAAGGCCAUUUAGAACAAUUAAAAAAAAGUGGUUUGCCUCCAAAACAAAAAAGACCUUCACGAAAGUACAGGAGACGUCCAGGAAAUCUAUUAGAAGAAUAUAAUAGACGACAAAUGCAAAAUAUUUGGUUAGAAACACAUAUAUGGCACGCUAAAAGAUUCCACAUGAUCAAAAGAUGGAGUUAUUGUAUAGCAUACGCCCCUUGUGAUAAAGCGUUUAGAGCUUGUUACCGAGCAAGUUCAGCUCAUUGUCUUUUACAAGACAUUUCCUAUUAUACAUCAAUUGAAGUGGAAGGUCCUACUGAUUUCAUAAAGGAAAUGUUUAGUUCUAUAACAAAUCCAACUUGUGGGCUUGGUAUAUGUGCUAAAGCAUAUAUAAAUGGAAUUAGAGAAGGAUCUAUUCAUCUUUACAAACCAAAUUCAUUCCCAUUUGGGUAUAUUGGUAAAAUACAUUUUAUUUGGGUUCCAAAUGAAGAUACAAAUAAGAAAUUGCAUUUAUUUGUCCACCCAUCACAGAUAAAGCAAGUUGAAACUGUUUUAAAAGAAAUUUUGAUUGUGGAAGAUGAGACUGAGGUAUACAAACACUGUGAAAAAAGAAGAAAACUUACUAAUACUUGCUUAGAGAACAUUAAAAUAAAGACACUUCUUGGUAGAUAUAAUAGAUUUCGCUUAACAGGGCCGAACAGUCAUGCAAUUCUAGCUCGCAGUCUAAAAUGUGUAGAAAAUAAAGAAAAACUGGAAUGUAGCAAAUGGUAUUCAGCUGUUGAUAUAAAUAAUUUACAUUUAAUUGAGAAAUUUAAGUACUGGCAAAAUAUAUGUAAGGUUAAUGCCCCUUCACAGUUACCUCCUGCUGUAAUUAUUGGCCUCACUGUAAAAGAUCCUCGAUUGAGUCGUCCGUCACAUCGGACAAAAGCAAAAAAUUACUCACAUGAGACUAUUGAUACACAAUUAUUGCUAAACGUCCCUAAAACAGCAGCAUAUUCUCCUUUAUGGGAGAACAAUAUACAAGAAAUUAUAACAAAACAAAAAAUGAACAAUGCUGACUAUAUUAAACAUGUUACAAACAAACAAUUGGUGCCUGGAGAAGUGUUUGAAGAUGACCCGGCAUUGCAAUCCAUUCCAGUUGUUUUAGUGCAAAGACCUGGAUCUCAAGUUUCAGAUUUCAAAAAAAUUGGAUAUGGAAGUGGUUGGGACAUUAUUAUACCCGCAGGGUAUGGUCUGCAGUUUUGGCAUACAUUUGUUAUGUUUGGUGCAAGGACAGGAGGUCUCAGAGAAACAGAGAGUUUAGCAUUUGAAAUGGGGGAAUGUUAUCUACCACCAGACUCUGACUCAGGAUGGGAAGAAGAAAAUAGAAUACACUUAGAAUUGAAAAAUAAAUAUUUUAACCGACCUCCAAGCAAAAGAGUUAAUUUCAUAAAGCUAGGUAUAAAUAGCCCAUUCUUAUGCCACUGGAAGUUACUUCUCAGCGAUUGGUGUAGUAUUGACAAUUGUAAGGUUGAUGAGUUUUAUGUGUUACGCGAUAAAGAACUUCUAAUGAAGUUUCAGGACUGCUUAAUUCAUAAGCAACAACUACCACACACACAGCAUGCUGAAAAAUGUCUUGUGGCAGUAUAUAUACGUAUCGCUAAUAAAGGAUUUUUAAAUAAAUAUGCUGUAAUAUGUUUACCAGAGAAUGGAGAUUAUACUAAUGAUAUGUUGGUAGAACCACAACAUGAUGAUAAAAAUGAAAAACUGCGCAAAGAUAAACGAUUAGAGCACAAAAGUAACUUAAAAAUUUUGAGAAAAAAAAGAAUAAAACUUAAAAGAAAAGCAACAUCCGUUAAUUUAAAAACACAAAAACGAACUAAACUGGAGCCAUCUGAAUAUGUGAAGUCAAUGAGAGAACUGUGGCUUCCUACUGAUGUAAAUAGUGUACGCUUUUCCUGCUCAAGGCAAGUUAUGGGUUAUUUGACACAAGCAGCAUUCAGUUUCUCAGAAGCACGGUCUUGUGGAGUAGGCUAUAUAGCCUAUAAUGCACUAAAUACAUUAUUGAAAACUGGACACAAUCAAAUACUAGUUAGAAACACAACAUCCAGGAAAUACAGAUUGGCAAACAUACAAGUAAUUAAAUAA